Suillus clintonianus is the source of this 1760-nucleotide messenger RNA. RefSeq lists its product as uncharacterized. Gene Ontology annotation, molecular function: FMN binding; oxidoreductase activity. Lineage: Eukaryota; Fungi; Basidiomycota; Agaricomycetes; Boletales; Suillaceae. The record is from RefSeq and is a predicted model, not a curated record. The transcript has 6 exons. Bases 143 to 1618 code for a protein of 491 amino acids.
UGAACCCCCGAAUUCUAGACUUUGAUCCUGUCUAUCGAGUUCGAACGCAUUCUUCUAGUGUGCCGUUGUCUUCGAGCCUAAUAACACGCUAAAUAGUCAACGUCACACCGCCACUUACCCCAAUUCACAAGACUUGUCAGCCAUGGAUUUUAACGUUUUCGAUUCAGUCAAAUUACCUUGCGGUCGUACUGUUGAGAACAGGCUGGUUAAGGCAGCCAUGUAUGAGCACCUGUCAAGUUUCUCCGGUGGUCCACCAAACGAAUUCCACUAUGGCUUGUAUACUGAAUGGGCAAAACAUGGAUGGGGAAUGAUUCUCACUGGAAAUGUGCAGGUCUCACGUCAGCAUCUGACCUUGGGCCGUGACAUGGUUGUGCCUACUACACUCAAUGCGGAAGACCUCAAACCCUUCGAAAAGUUAGCGGCAGUCAUCCACGGAGGCGAUGAUAACACACGCACCCUGGCUAUCAUGCAGCUAUCGCAUGCUGGACGUCAAUCAGCGAAUUUUAUUGGUGGUCGACCACCUUUCGUUGCACCACUGGCACCCAGUUCUAUCCGUGUUGGGGCAGGUUCUACUGGAAAUCCUGGAAGGGCAAUCUCUGACCUGGCGUUUCAUGCGAUGUUCCAAAUUCCUACGGAGAUGACCAUACAAGACAUUCUCAAUGUCCAAUCCAGUUUCGUGCGAGGUGCUCUCUUGGCGUACAAAUCAGGCUUCGAUGGAGUCCAGAUUCAUGCUGCUCAUGGUUAUUUAUUGGCGCAGUUCAUGAACCCUAAGAGUAAUAUCCGGAACGACGAGUAUUCAGUAACGCCGGAAAAUGUCACCCGCAUGCUGUACGAGAUAAUUAAAGCCAUCCGCGAGGUGGUGCCAACCACUUUCGUCAUCGGGAUCAAAAUCAACUCGGCUGACUACGUGACUUCUGGAAGCGCCGAAGAAGCAUCUCAAGGCGAACGGCGUAUCCUGGAUCACAUUCGCACCAUUGCAAGUUGGGGCGUCAUCGACUUUAUCGAGAUCAGUGGUGGCGAUUACGAAAAGCCUGACUUUUCGGCGUGUGGUGGAUCUCAAAAACUAGACCGCCAGGCCUUUUUUGCGCAGUUCUCACAGAUAGUCAUGAAGGACCUUCACCGAUCGCCUGUCCCUUUCUCUUCGGUCCCACUCAUCCUACUGACUGGUGGCCUCCGUUCUCAGUCCUACCUACAAGCUGCCUUGGUAUCGAAGCACGCCGACUUACUAGGUAUUGGGAGAGGCGCUGUCGUCUGUCCCGACCUGCCCAAGAUCCUUCGAUUACAGCUACAAAAUAGCAAGUAUUCUAGCGAUUGGGAUGACAGGCCUUUUGCACGCGAACCAGAAACAGCGCUCAGAGCUUCUAAAUUGGUACCGAGGGUGAAGCUCAUUGGCCUCGGCUUCGGGAGUGCAUGGUAUAUUAUUAGAAUGAGAGACAUUGCUGUCUCCCAGAUCAAGAACUCCAGAGCAGAGCCACCACCCGCGGACUACAACAAGGGGAUAUUGAUCACUUUGUUCAAGAUGUGGGCUUGGUUCGACUUUAGAAAGAAAAGAAAAAUAGUUUCGAUUUGGAUCCUAGGGAUAUCUAUGAUGCUCAUUGUCACAGUCGGGGUUCUCUAACCCAUGCUGAUCGGGACGUUCAUGCCGGUGCGGCCUCCGAGCAGGGCGGGACGGCCGAAGGCACCUUGGGCAGCACUAGUACACUUCUUUGUUCCCAAGACAGUAACUCAUUAUAAAUUAUCACCAUUUGUCUCAUCCUAAC